Aspergillus puulaauensis is the source of this 1731-nucleotide messenger RNA. RefSeq lists its product as uncharacterized. The transcript has a single exon. Gene Ontology annotation, molecular function: metal ion binding; D-alanine-D-alanine ligase activity; ATP binding. Gene Ontology annotation, biological process: peptidoglycan biosynthetic process. Lineage: Eukaryota; Fungi; Ascomycota; Eurotiomycetes; Eurotiales; Aspergillaceae. The record is from RefSeq and is a predicted model, not a curated record. The coding region runs from base 1 to 1731 and encodes 576 amino acids.
AUGAAAAUCUGCGUCCUUCAAUCCUCGUACGAGGGCUCUGAGUCCAGCCUGAAAGAAAUAGACACAAGUUUUCCCAAUCCUGGUGCCUUCACUUCGCAGCAUUCAUUCGAGAACCGAUUCAUCCACAGGGACACGGCAAAGGAGGAAAUCGACGCCAUUGCCGCUGAGGAUUUCGACUUUUACAUCAACUUUCUCUGGGGAUCGUUGGACGAUGAUGUAGCUGGGAUCCAGGCUAGUCAGUAUUUCGAGACACUGGGACUGCCAUCUGCAGGCAUUCGCAGCUGGGAGCGCUCGAUGACCAAGAACGACUUCUAUGAAACCUCCCGUCGGCGUGGUGCUCCCCCUGUGCCGGGGACGGAGAGAUUUCCUCUCUUUGUGAAGCCAGCCAAAGGGUGUGCCAGUCAAAUGAUUGAUGAGCACUCUAUUUGCUACAACGAAACGGAUCUUCACAAAGCACUGGGCCGCAUCAAUGAGCGACUUCGGGAUUCUCGACUGCGCAGAGCUAAAGCCCUGGGGCUUGGAGACCCUCAAGCUUACGCGGACUCGUACGAUGCUGGAAGCCGUUCCAGUGACGACAUUGUUGUUCAGGAAUACAUCAGUGGCCAGGAUUACACCGUCAGCGUUAUCGCAAUGGGAGCCUGUGCCUUGGCUCUACAGCCUUGCAUUGUCAAUAGCAGGCAAGUCCCAGGGGAGAACUUCCUCACCUUUGACGUGAAAUUCGACGAGCAAACGCGGUUUGAGCUCAUUCGCCGCAAAGACAAUCCCACCUUAUACGACCGCCUCCAAGAAGUGGCAUUGGAAGCAUUUGAGACUGGCGGGUUUCGACAUAGUUAUAUGGGAUGUGAUGUGGACAUGCGUGCCCGACCAAACGGCGAGGUCUUUGCCAUCGAGGUCAACCCCCAGCCAGCAUGCUUCCUCCCAGAUGCCACCGGCUUCUCAGACUCACCGAUUAUUGAAAGCCUUCCUGGUGGCCAUACUGCGGUGGUGAAUAUCUUCAUUGCCAAUUAUUACCUCCAGAACGGCGCUCUCAGGGAAUGGUCAAAGGUUGCUGGCAUAUAUGACAAUUUUGCCCCCAGCUACGACGAGACACUGCAGAGCGCCUCGCAGAUUGAGAGUAUCAUUCGCGGGGUCACAAGAGAUUUUGAUUAUGAGGGGACAGUGGUUGACCUUGCAUGUGGCACAGGCGUCUUUGGUCGUCUGCUCGCUGAGUGCAGGCCGGGGCUCCAUCACCACCGUCGUGGCAAGCUUCUAGGGUUUGAUAUAUCGAGAGGAAUGGUGGAUGUUUGUCGUACACUGGGAUUCUACAAUGAAGUCCAUGUAGGCCGCAUGCAGACCUGUCUACUCGAACACCUGGGCCUUGGUGAGGUGGACCACAUUGUCUGCUUCUCUGCAAUCCACUUCCUCUCGCCGGAAGAGUUUGCAUUCCUCCUAGUCUCCUGCUUUGUAGUAGCCAGGAAGUCGAUUACAAUCGGAGUGGACGAGAUCCCAGAUGUAUACAAUGAAAACCUCCACAAUAUGGAUAAAUCAUUUAUGCACUCGUUCAAUCACAUUCGGAAUAUGGAGGCACUGGGAAAGCCUCGCGGCUGGUCUCUUGUUCAGCGCCAGCGCCAGUAUGGCUGGAACUCUCCUGCCACCAAGAACGAUGUGUACACCACCACCUUCAGGUUUGAGAGAAUUGAUCAAAGUAGUGGCCAUGAUGUUUGUCUGGCACGGUUUGCAACACCCAAUUAA